Molecule: messenger RNA, 1353 nt
Organism: Coniophora puteana RWD-64-598 SS2
Lineage: Eukaryota; Fungi; Basidiomycota; Agaricomycetes; Boletales; Coniophoraceae
Exons: 4
Coding region: 1-1353 (450 amino acids)
Source: RefSeq, a predicted model, not a curated record
AUGGCUGAAGAACCAUCUUCCUCAGGGUCUCGAAGACUAUCAUUCCCAACGUCUGCCUCCGACUUUGCUCUUCCAGGACCUUCUUCGAACUCUAGUGAAAGCACGGAAGAUUCCCAGCGUCGUCUACUACUGCGUCUCCGUCGACCAGCUUUGACCACGAAGAAUGCCCCGUUCGGGGAUAAACCCAUACACAGUCCGUUAGCUAUAUCCUUCACAGCUUCUCGUCGGGGUUCACAAUUUUAUGGCGAAGAGUCCGAAAGCGACAAGGAGCGAAUGUGGAGUGAGAGUUCACCGUCAAGUAGCUCAGGCAACCCGACACCCCCUAUCGUGCCCGUAGACGAGGAAGAAUCGAACGAUGGCCGACAGAGCCAAAUUAAUCUGACGUUGCCCAGUACACCUCCACCGAAUCGCGGACGGACGGGGUCCAAAUUACUUGACCCAGACCUUGAAACACCCGGUACUGCUCGACCUCGGCGCCAUAUCCAGCCUAAACCUUCCCGCCUUCUCAGCUUGCAAACAGAAUCACGCCCAGAAGACAAUGAAGUCCAAUCGGAAGCCGCGUUCCAGCGGCUCAUUGCCUCCUAUCCUGGACUUCCCAUGCAACCUCGGACACCCCGGGCGCCAUCGGAUCGUGGCAGAUACCCUGAAGAGGCAGGCCACGAAGAAUCACAGCGUGAGGACACGCCCAGUGAUGAUGAAGUUGAAGGGUUAAACUCCGUGUUCGCCUACGAAGGGCCGUCCGAGCCUAUCAACAUAUUGAAACCUUGCACUCCGGCUCCGAGUGUGAACGGGGACGACAUGAACAUGUCAAUAGCUGGCAGUCCGAUCAUAGGAGCAAUGGACAUUGAUGCUCCCCUCGCCUCACCAUCGGUGAUGUCUACACCAAUGUCAAUGAGUUAUUGGCGAUAUACACCUCCACCGACAACAAGCGCUGUACGGUCGAAUAAGCGAAAAUUCGAUGAACGCUACGACCCAUAUCCAACCGCGGCCAAACGUCGCGCUGUCUCACCUUCGGUGGCACACCUCCGAGACUCGUACUCAAACCUCGCCUCUUACCCCCGUACGCCGAAUAAUCGACCACCGGUACCUAUUCCACUCUCCAUGCCAGCGUCUAGCAUGAGCUCUGGCACUUCCUCUCCCACGAUCUCAUCUUCGUACUCACUCAGCAUGGCUGGUACUAGACAAAUGAGCUUCGGGCCGAUGAGUGUGACCUCCAGCCCGAUCCUACGGCCUAGCAUAGGCCUGUCGAGCCCGAUCUUGCGACCCAUACCGAGGACGAGACGCCCAGACGGCGAAGAACGAGAGGUUGACGGGGCAGGCGAGGGUGUCAAUGGUCUCACACUGAACAAUUGA